Molecule: messenger RNA, 1249 nt
Organism: Camellia sinensis
Lineage: Eukaryota; Viridiplantae; Streptophyta; Magnoliopsida; Ericales; Theaceae
Product: Haloacid dehalogenase-like hydrolase (HAD) superfamily protein
Cellular component (GO): chloroplast
Source: RefSeq, a predicted model, not a curated record
AUCGGUGGUUGUGUCUCCAAAUCCAAAUCAAACACGUACGCACACUCACUGUCGAUCCAUCCAAUAUAAUGCGACUGUUCAUCUCCUUCUCCAUCUCCAGAGCUCUCUUCUUCUUCAACAACCCCAUUAGGUCAUUUUCCUCCAUGGCCACCACCCUAUCCUCCGUCACCGCCUCCCUCAGCCCUAAGUCCCGGCUGAGAGGCGUCGUAUUCGACAUGGACGGAACCCUAACUGUCCCAGCCAUCGAUUUCCAGGCAAUGUACAGAGCCGUCCUCGGCGAACAAGAUUACUUAGCUAUCAAAUCCAAGUGCCCUUCGGGAAUCGAUAUAUUGAAUCACAUUGAGAAUUGGAGCCCCGAUAAGCAACACACCGCUUACGAAACUAUCGCCGAUUUCGAGCGCCAGGGUCUCGAUCGCCUCCAGAUUAUGCCCGGUGCAUUAGAACUUUGUGGUUUUCUUGAUUCAAGGAAUAUUAGAAGGGGAUUAAUCACUAGGAAUGUCAAGGCAGCAGUUGAUUUGUUUCACUCGAGGUUUGGGGUGACAUUUGCUCCUGCACUGAGCAGGGAAUUUCGUCCUUAUAAACCAGAUCCAGCUCCACUGUUACAUAUCUGUUCAGUUUGGGAAGUUCAACCUAAUGAAGUAAUGAUGGUUGGGGAUAGCCUUAAAGAUGAUGUUGCUUGUGGGAAACAAGCGGGAGCAUUUACAUGCUUGCUUGACGAAACAGGGAGGUAUGAUUCUCCCAAAUACGCGGAUGUGGAAUUUAAGCCAGAUUACAAGGUGUCUUCUCUUGCCCAUGUUCAUUCACUACUGGAAGCAAAUUUUGACCUGACACCAUGAUCCACAAUUUCCUUGACAAUAAAAACUUGCAUUGUUAAAUUGAGUAGCAUUGAGAUUCUCGGACCAUUUAUUAGUUGGUGGAUACACUAUUUUUGAUCCUGUGAAGAUUUCAUAGGAGAAGCUUUGUGAAGUACAGAGACAGGAAAAUACCAAGGAAAUAUUUUAUUAUGUGAAUGACAAAGAUCUUUUUUUAGUUUGGCAUCUUAUGGUAGUAUUGAUAUGCUGCAGAGUCACCAAAUAUAUAGGUUUCCUUGCCAAAGUAUCCUUGGAUAGAUUUCCUGCUCAUCUUUGUUUGUUGUUAUCAUUGUAUUAUGAGGCUAGCUGUUAAUGCUUUCUUUGUGGGAUGUAAGAUUGUUGUUGUAUAUCUAUAUGUAAUACUUUUGACCCAUUUAAUAAUGCAAUUUCUUUCUCCC